AUGGAGUUCGUGACCGGGUACCGGGCCGAGGUGCUGGACCUGGCGGAGCUGCUGCUGGUGAUCGGGGCCCUCAUCGGGCGCCAGGAGGGCCGCAACAUCGAGGUGAUGAACUCCUUCGAGCUGCUCUCGCACGCCGUGGACGGCCACGUCCUCAUCGACAAGGAGUACUACUACACCAAGGAGGAGCAGUUCAAGCAGGUCUUCAAGGAGCUGGAGUUCCUGGGGUGGUACACGACCGGGGGCCCCCCCGACCCCUCCGACAUCCACGUCCACAAGCAGGUGUGCGAGAUCAUCGAGAGCCCCCUCUUCCUCAAGCUGAACCCCAUGACGAAGCACACGGACCUUCCCGUCAGCGUCUUUGAGUCCGUGAUUGACAUCAUCAACGGGGAGGCCACGAUGCUCUUUGCGGAGCUGACCUACACGCUGGCCACGGAGGAGGCCGAGCGCAUCGGCGUCGACCACGUGGCCCGAAUGACGGCCACGGGCAGCGGGGAGAACUCCACAGUGGCCGAGCACCUCAUCGCCCAGCACAGCGCAUCAAGAUGCUGCACAGCGGUCAAACUCAUCCUGGAGUACGUGCGGGCGUCCGAGGCCGGUGAGUUCGGGGACGGGGGGAUGGGGGGGGUGCCCUUCAACCACGAGAUCCUGCGCGAGGCCUACGCCCUGUGCCACUGCCUGCCCGUCCUCAGCACCGACAAGUUCAAGACGGAUUUCUACGACCAAUGCAACGACGUGGGGCUCAUGGCCUACCUGGGCACCAUCACCAAGACCUGCAACACCAUGAACCAGUUCGUCAACAAGUUCAACAUCCUCUACGACCGCCAAGGCAUCGGGCGCCGCAUGCGGGGGCUCUUCUUCUAGCGGGGCGGGGGGGGAAACCCCAGCCCCCCC
Molecule: messenger RNA, 891 nt
Organism: Rhea pennata
Lineage: Eukaryota; Metazoa; Chordata; Aves; Rheiformes; Rheidae
Gene: COPS6
Product: COP9 signalosome subunit 6
Biological process (GO): protein deneddylation
Cellular component (GO): COP9 signalosome
Molecular function (GO): protein binding; metallopeptidase activity
Source: RefSeq, a predicted model, not a curated record